Molecule: messenger RNA, 890 nt
Organism: Spirodela intermedia
Lineage: Eukaryota; Viridiplantae; Streptophyta; Magnoliopsida; Alismatales; Araceae
Source: the annotation of a GenBank genome assembly
AUGGAGGCGGUGGCGGUGGUGGCGGUUUCAUCCUCCCCCAACAGCGCGGUCUCCUCUUUCCAGGUCGAUUUGUCCGGUGCCAUCGCCGGAGGCGGCGGCGCCGGCUCCAGGAACGACAGCGGCGAGGCCGAUAGGGCCUGCUCCAGGGCCAGCGACGAAGAAGAGAACGGCCCCACGAGGAAGAAGCUCCGGCUCUCCAAGGAGCAGUCCGCCUACCUCGAGGAGAGCUUCAGAGAGCACAAUACGCUCAAUCCGGUGAGUAGUACAUUCAGGGCCCUUGCCCUAAACCUAAUCCUUCCCCGUCUGUAAAUUCAUGGCCGCUCUUCGAUGUAGCAGAAGCAGAAGGUAGCGCUGGCAAAGCAGCUCAACCUGCGGCCUCGGCAGGUGGAGGUCUGGUUUCAGAACAGGCGGGCCAGGUAUUAUUCUUCAUCCUUUCAAGAAACUGGGCCACUUCUGGUUUUACCAUCGGGAAGAGAAGGAAGGCUCUGACUUUUUGAGAUGGUCUCCCCAGGACGAAGCUGAAGCAGACGGAGGUUGACUGCGAGUACUUGAAGAGCUGCUGCGAGCGGUUGACCGAGGAGAAUCGUCGGUUACACAAGGAGUUGCAGGAGCUGCGUGCGCUGAAGACCUCCCACCCAUUCUACAUGCAGCUCCCCGCGACGACUCUCACAAUGUGCCCGUCCUGCGAGCGGGUCGCCACCGCUUCGACGGCGGCCUGUUCUUCCUCCGCCGGCGGCCGGAGCGCCACCGUGCCGGCCGCCGCCGCCGCCGGCAAGCCCCAUCCUUCCUUCGACCUCCGCUCCUCUAUGCCCAUCUUGACUCCGCCCAGAUCGGUGUCGGCCUCGCAGCAGCGUCCCCCGACGGCGGCGCACCAGUCCGCCGCCUCCUGA